Messenger RNA from Closterium sp. NIES-67, 2488 nucleotides. NCBI's taxonomy places the organism in Eukaryota, Viridiplantae, Streptophyta, Zygnematophyceae, Desmidiales, Closteriaceae. The record is from the annotation of a GenBank genome assembly.
AGACUGGUUCUCCUAGACCUUUCAUGCCGCCGACACAUCGAGUCACACGCUGUCUUUAUCCGUGCUCGGUGUGCUCAUGUCAUGUCUCCGCGCAGCCACCCUAGCUGUCAUUCCUCCUGACACCACGGCUUGCAAGGUGGCUGAUGCUUGCAUCUCCUCCGUUUAGGGUUGGUGGCGUUGUUGCUGCUUUUACGGCUGCUCCCUGCUUUUCUUCAUACCUAAUUACCUCGCGACCCGAGCUAGUAUGACGAGCUUGCUAAGCACCGGGAUGUGCGUGCCGCCGCGUGUGCAUAGUAGACAAGCCUCGGAUUUAUUUUCCGAUCUUCACAAGCGGUUAGCCUGCGCGAGAGCGACUCGUCCCUUCCCCCGAUGCGCCUCGACCCGCGGAGUGGAGGCGACACUACGCGGGGUUCUUAGAAUUCACUGCAGCGCGGAUAGAAGCAGCGACGCCGCCACCCCUGAUGCUUCCCCGGAGCCUGUUUCCGCGUCAUGCGGUUCGUUUUCCGCGAAUUCCGCAGAUAUUCCGGCUUCUCGGGUGAUUCUUGUACAAUCCAGCUCCGUAGGAAACGCCAGCGCUUCCGACGGCGAAUCUUCCGGCGUAACUUCCGGGGGAACACCGAGCUCCGAGGCCAACAGCUUACGUCAGCAGCAGCAGCAGCAGGAUCCGAAACAGCCGAAGCCGCAGCAGCAGCUGUCCCAAAUUCAGGGAGAAAACCGAAGCUCUAGCGGGUCGAAGAAGGACACGACAGCGUCGGAGGGAAGAAAAGGGACGGGGAAAGACGGUCGGCGCGGGUCGCAGCAGUCGCAGCCGUCGCAGCAGCCGUCGCGGCGAGGCGACGGCAGGCGAGGAAGCGACGAUAGCUCUCCGUGGUGGUGGAAGCUCUUCCUCGGGAUCCUCCCAGAUCUGAAGUUUGUGACUUUUCUGGUGAUGAACAUGGUGGUUCUCAUGCUCUCCGCUCGGAUUCUUAGCUCGCAUCCGCUUGUCGUCAAACGCGCCGCUCGUCGCUUCGGGUUACUGCCGAAGACCGUCGUUGUAACCCUGGAAAAGUGGGGGUCACCGGCGAAUACCCUGGUAUCUGACGAGGCGGCAUCUGGUGCUGGCGCUGGUGCUGCUGCUGCUGCUGCUGGGGUGAAAGAUUCGAAGGACCGGAAGCAGCGGGAGUUGCUGCUGAAGCAGCAGCAGGAGCAGCAGGAAACGACGAAGAUUUCCUUCUCCAUCACUGUGCCGUUUUCGGAGUUCCUGUACCACGUGAAGAAGGACAAUAUCGUGUCGAUUACUGUAGACGGCGACAAGGUGUCAUUCGUCCUGCGACGUCCGGAGUUCGGGCGAAAUCAGAAGGCGACUGAGUUACAACCCAUGAUUCGCCAGGUGGAAAGAAUGGCCGAGAGCAAGUGGAAGGAGGCGGGGGAAGCUGCCGGGAAGAAGGUGGGGAAGAUGCCUCCUGUCCAGGUGCAGCUGUCUACAGUGAAGCCUGCUGACGUGGCGGUCCCUUACGCCGAGCUGAUGUCACGAAACGUGGAGUUCGGAGCUCCGGAUAAGGCGUCGUUCAAACUCGUGAAUACCAUCUCGUCCACUCUUCUAUACGCGGGCAUAGCGGCAGUGGUGCUCUCGCGCCUGCAGAUGAAGCUCCCCCAGAAGUUUGGGGGCAAGGGACGCAGUCAGAAGGGCAAGGCGCCGCCCGUGCUGUUUGCUGACGUGGCAGGGGUGGAUGAGGCGAAGGAGGAAUUGGAGGAAAUAGUGGAGUACCUUCGCACGCCCGAGCGCUUCACUCGGCUAGGAGCCCGCCCCCCGCGGGGAGUGCUUCUGGUUGGGCCGCCAGGUACGGGAAAGACAAUGCUGGCCAAGGCGGUGGCAGGGGAGGCGGACGUACCCUUUAUAAGCUGCAGCGGUAGCGAGUUUGUGGAGCUCUAUGUGGGCCUGGGGGCGUCGCGAGUGAGGGAGCUGUUUGCCCAGGCGAAGAAGGACUCGCCAUCCAUUGUGUUCAUAGACGAGAUCGACGCAGUGGCCAAGGUGCGAGACGGCCGCAUGCGCAGUGUGGGCAAUGACGAAAGGGAGCAAACACUCAACCAACUCUUGACGGAGAUGGACGGGUUUGACAGCAGCACGGCAGUGAUCGUCCUGGCCGCCACCAACAGAGCGGACGUCAUUGACCCGGCCCUCCGCCGACCGGGCCGCUUUGACAGAAUCGUUGCGGUGGAGCCCCCUGACCGCAAGGGGCGGGAGGCCAUACUGACAGUGCACAUAGAGCAGAAGGAGCUGCCGCUGAGUAACAAUGUGAACAUCCAAGAGAUUGCCGUUGCUACCACUGGAUUCACCGGUGCCGAUCUGGCCAAUCUGGUGAAUGAGGCGGCACUCUUGGCAGCACGGAGGGAUCAAGACGAGGUCACCAGGCAGGAUUUUGACAACGCUGUCGAACGGGCUCUUGCGGGAAUUGAGAAAAAACGGUCAGCUCUUGGUCGGGCAGAAAAAGCCGUGGUGGCGCGGCAC